ACUUGCAAUAUCCAUGUAAAACUAAUUGAGUGCUCUCUCUCUCUCUCUCUCUCUCCCCCUCUCUCUCUCUCUCUCCCUCCCGAAAAUCCACCGGAAUCGUCACAUUUCUGUCUCCAGUCCACUUCAACCUCUUGCACUGAGCUUGCUUAAAAACGAACCACUUCGACAGUAACCUCCAUUAAAAUAGCCUCAUACAAUCCUUCAAUCUUUCCCACGAGGAACAUAAAGGGAUGAAAAGCCUACAAAGCUGGCCUGAGCCGGUCGUUCGGGUCCAAGCCCUAUCGGAGAGCGGCAUUAGGGCGAUCCCUGACCGCUAUGUGAAGCCACCCUCCGACCGGCCAUCGGUUGUCUCCUCACCCAUGGUCAAGGAGGUCAACAUCCCUGUCAUCGACCUCAAAGGCCUCUUCGUCGGGGCCAACGGCCCCAGCGGGCCUGACGACCCGACCCUGAGGCAGAUCAACGAGGCGUGCCGCGACUGGGGGUUCUUCCAGGUGGUGAACCACGGGGUCGACCCGAAGCUGAUGAGGAUGAUGAGGGAGAGCUGGCGGGAGUUCUUCCACCUGCCGCUGGAGGCGAAGCAGCGGUACGCAAACUCCCCCUGCACCUACGAGGGGUACGGAAGCCGGCUUGGCGUCGAGAAAGGGGCGGUUCUCGACUGGAGCGACUACUACUUCCUCCAUUACAUGCCUCAGUGCCUGAGGAACCACGAAAAGUGGCCUGAUCUUCCGCCAUCGUGCAGGGAGCAGAUUGCGGAAUAUAGCAAGCAGGUGGUGGAGUUAAGCGGAAGAUUGAUGAAGAUGUUGUCCCUCAACUUGGGAUUGCCGGAGGACUUUUUACAAAGAGGUUUUGGAGGGGAGGACAUCGGGGCAUGCCUGAGGGUCAACUUCUACCCGAAAUGCCCACAACCCGACCUCACGCUGGGCCUCUCUUCGCAUUCGGACCCUGGCGGCUUGACCCUCCUUCUCCCGGACGAGAAUGUCCCUGGCCUCCAAGUCCGUAGGGACGAGAGCUGGGUCACCGUCAACCCGAUCUCCGACGCCUUCAUUGUCAACAUCGGCGAUCAGAUGCAGGUCUUGAGCAAUGCGAUCUACAAGAGCGUGGAACACAGAGUAAUAGUGAAUUCUGCAAAAGAGAGGGUUUCACUGGCCUUCUUCUACAACCCCAAGAGUGACAUUCCGAUUGCACCUGCCUCGGAACUGGUGACCGAGGACCGUCCCGCCCUCUACCCGGCCAUGACCUUCGACGAGUACCGGCUCUACAUAAGGACCAAGGGUCCACGUGGGAAGUCCCAAGUUGAAUCUCUCAAAUCCGCAAGAUGAUGAACUAUAAAUCCCAAUCAAUAAUGUCAUUUUAAUGAGUUCUUUGUCAUUUUCGAGAGGAAAAUAAUUAGAUGAUCAAUUUCGAUUAUAUAUAAUUUGAAGGAACUAGCUUUAUCUAUGUUGUAUCGAUGGAGGAAGGUGAAUAAUCGUAGAAGCUCCCGAAAUUUGACAUUGUUCUUGUUGGGCCUCGGAAAAUAUUUGGUGAAAAAAACAAUGACAUUAUAUGCUUUGA
Eucalyptus grandis is the source of this 1551-nucleotide messenger RNA. RefSeq names its product probable 2-oxoglutarate-dependent dioxygenase At5g05600. NCBI's taxonomy places the organism in Eukaryota, Viridiplantae, Streptophyta, Magnoliopsida, Myrtales, Myrtaceae. The coding region runs from base 231 to 1319 and encodes 362 amino acids. The record is from RefSeq and is a predicted model, not a curated record. The transcript is spliced from 3 exons.